AUGGGGGAUGCAGAACGAAUCCGAGAGCUUGAGGCCAAGCUAGCCGAAUAUGAAAACUUCCAAGCUGACGACGAUAAAACACGAGAAGUUGUAGCAGCAGCAAAAGACGCGUACGAGAGCCAGGAGAAGAACAUCCAAGCAAUUCAAAGGUUUGCAGAGACACUCUCCCAAGAUGCGGAAGGGCCAGAGAAUAUCGAAUUGCUGCUGGAUAACUUGCUUGAGUUCGAUGCCCACCGCACUGCAGCUUUAGCAGCGACGGCUACCCUACUGGAACAUGAAAGACAGCGUUCUGCGAAUUACCAGACUCGAGCCCGUCAUUUGCGUGCGCAACGUACGCAGGCACAGAUGGAGAAUCUUCAAUAUUUGCAGAAUGCGAAACUUAUGGCUGAAGACGAAGAUAUUACUCUAGACGAAGCCCGAGAAACGAUCGCUUCAUUUCAGACGUUAGUUGGCGCUUCGGUAGAUCGACUGGAGAAAAUCAACAGUCGACUUGCCGCCCCGAUCAAGCCUUAUGACCCGGAUGACGAGGAGGACGAAGACGACGUUCGAAAAGACCGAGAGGCAGCAAAGCUUCCAGAAUGGAGUCGAGAAAUUUCAGUUCUCAUUGACGAACUAGAUACUGUUCUCACAUCUCUCGAGUCUGCAGCGCAGCCCGGUGCUCUUCCGCCGAGCAGUGCAUUCCGUCGAAAUUCUAUCGACGCGGAAGUGACUUUGAUUCAUGACCAAAGACUUCAGUUCUUGCGGUUACAGAAUCAGGAACAGGAAAAUAAGCUCGCAGAUAAUCAAAAAGUCAUUCAAGACCUUACAAAACGUCUCAACAAUGGCGAAUCCCAAGCAGCCGCUUCAGAAGGGCUGAGUGUGCUGGAAGCUGAGAACUAUCUCAAGCUGUCUUUGGACAAUGAUUACAACACUCGUGCAAUCAUUGAAAUUCUCGACACACUGGAUAAUGCUACCUCUCGUGAUGGAUUCAGUAAACAAGCAACAGACUCACAAGAAGGAAACAAGCUCGUUUUACAAACCGUUGGUGCUCUAAUCAAGAACGCCGACAAACUUCGAGAGAGAAUCAAAACUUUAGAACAGCAAUUGGCUUCUGCUGGAGUCGAUCCAACCCAAGGCGAUCACACCGAAGUGGUCAAGAAAAAGUUCAAUUCAUAUCGACUCGAAAUCCAAGAGCUCAGACAAAACAUCAAAGGCAUGAAAGUGGAGGUGAAACGAUUAGACGACCUGGCCGACAGGAAUUCCGAAUCGAUCGUUGACUACGAACUCAAGAUCGAUGAACAAACAGAGCAGAUCGAUGCUUUGAAAGAGGAGCUGGAGAAUGCAGAGUGCACUUUCGAGCACAAGCAUGAGAUAUCUCAGCUCAACAGGAUUAUCGCCCAAACCGCUGUGGAGUAUGAAGAGCUCAAACAGCAACUAGACACAGCAAACGCCGAUCUCCGUACAGCUCAACAGGAAAUCGACCUUCUCACCAGUAUCGACCCAUCUCCACCAGUCCCAGACACAUCCCCAGAAGCCGAAGAAGACGACGAAGACGAUAGACUUUCAGACCUGCAAAAUACGAUCCAAUCGCUCGAAAAGACGAUCGUUGGUCUGCGUACUACUAUCGAGAAUAAGGAGAAGGAAAUCGCUAGUUUGCAAGAUGGGAGAGAUCAUAACGAGGAAGUAACGCUCUUGAGAAGCCUGAUCUCAGACCUACAAGAUCAAAUCUCUCGGCUCCAGGAAGAUCUCAGAAUAAGCUCCGAAGAAACCUGGCAAGCCCGCCGCGAACGCAUCCGCGAAGCGAACCGCAAACCGCGAGGUCCACGCGGACCAAAACGGAAAGACCCCGCGCUCGCCCAACAAGAAGAAUGGGAGAAGGAGGGGUGGAAGAAUAAGAUUGUGAAGAAAAUCGAGGUCGAGGAGAGCGGGAAGGGGGUGAGAAGGUCGGGGAGGGCGAGAGGAGGGAAGCUUGAGUUGAAGGGGGAGGAGGAGGACGUGAAGGAGAAGGUGAAGAGGAAGAAGGGGGGUGGAGGUGAGGGUGAGGUCGUGAACGGGAAGAAUGAGGGUGCGAGUGUAAAGGGGGAAAAGAGCGAGGAGUUGAAAGGCCGGGUAGGGAAAGGCAAAAGAGGUAAACCUGCUGAUGGGGGUGAGCUUAAGGAUUUGCCUGUGGCCAAAAAGACAAAGAAGGGGAAGAAGUAA
This is a messenger RNA of Glarea lozoyensis ATCC 20868, 2178 nucleotides long. RefSeq lists its product as uncharacterized. The record is from RefSeq and is a predicted model, not a curated record. The coding region runs from base 1 to 2178 and encodes 725 amino acids. The transcript has 2 exons. Lineage: Eukaryota; Fungi; Ascomycota; Leotiomycetes; Helotiales; Helotiaceae.